Molecule: messenger RNA, 1227 nt
Organism: Juglans microcarpa x Juglans regia
Lineage: Eukaryota; Viridiplantae; Streptophyta; Magnoliopsida; Fagales; Juglandaceae
Exons: 6
Coding region: 220-891 (223 amino acids)
Biological process (GO): regulation of DNA-templated transcription
Cellular component (GO): histone deacetylase complex
Molecular function (GO): transcription coregulator activity; protein binding
Source: RefSeq, a predicted model, not a curated record
CUCUCCCUCCCCAUCUGUCUCUCUUUCUCUCUCCAACUCUGUGUUUUGUUCUCUCUGGAAACUCCCAAAUUUCUUUCCGUUUCUCUCUCGUUUGCCUCCGAAAUCCACGAAUUAGUGGUGAGCAAUGCAUGAUCUUUCCAAUUAAUGUAGUUUCGAGUUCUGAUUCCCGGGUUUCUUCAGAGUUUUUUCGAUCCCGAAACUCACUGAGUUGGACCGGAAAUGCUCGAGGCAGUUGAGAAUUCCGUCAAUGGCGGGUUCUCGCACUUGCAGAGCUGUGGAGACAGUAGCGAGGAAGAGCUCUCCGUGCUGCCGCGUCACACCAAGGUGGUGGUAACCGGAAAUAACAGGACCAAAUCGGUGCUUGUGGGUCUUCAAGGUGUGGUCAAGAAGGCCGUUGGGCUAGGCGGCUGGCAUUGGCUGGUUCUCACAAAUGGCAUAGAAGUAAAGCUACAGAGAAAUGCCCUCAGUGUGAUUGAAGCUCCUACUGGUAACGAGGAAGAUGAUGACCUUGAAUUCGAAAAUGUGCCAUGGAAUGGUUCGGAUAUGGCGUCUGAUGACACUCAAAAGUCCCACAGAUCAAGGCACAGAAUGCAUAAAUCAUCCGGCUCAUCUCAUAUGACUAUGAGCAGAUCACUCUCCUGUGACUCGCAAUCUAAAGGAUCUGUUUCUACUCCUCGUGGGUCCAUGAAGGUUGACUUGAGCAAACUGGAGAUGGCUGCUUUGAGGAGAUAUUGGCGACACUUUAAUCUUGUGGAUGCUAUCCCCAAUCCAUCAAAAGAGCAACUGGUAGAUGUUGUUCAGAGGCAUUUCAUGUCACAGCAAAUGGACGAGUUGCAAGUCAUUGUCGGGUUUGUCCAGGCUGCAAAGAGACUCAAGACUGUAUGCAAAUGAAGGGGGGAAGAGAUGGAGAGCUAUGGAUAUGCUUUUCUAUGCUAACAGAUACUACUGGCACCUAAAUGUCCACUUCCCUCUUUAGUGAUUUCUGUAACAUAUUAUUUAUCACUGGCUUGUCUAUGUCUUUCAUUUCCUCUAGUAGGUUAGUAUUUACUCUGUUCCUAGUUAUAGAGGUUCUUACUUUUUGGUAGCUUAGUUAUAAUAUGUAGAUAUAUGUAAAACGGUGACCGGACCUCUAAAGAAGCCCUUGUGGCUUUCUUUCUAAAGUUGGUUGAUUGUAUUGCUGACUCUGGGAAGUGGGUUUUUGAAAUGUAUAUAUAUUUCCAACUGUUA